Messenger RNA from Lucilia cuprina (Australian sheep blowfly), 1894 nucleotides. RefSeq names its product myogenic-determination protein (gene nau). Lineage: Eukaryota; Metazoa; Arthropoda; Insecta; Diptera; Calliphoridae. Bases 312 to 1580 code for a protein of 422 amino acids. Gene Ontology annotation, molecular function: DNA-binding transcription factor activity, RNA polymerase II-specific; protein dimerization activity; RNA polymerase II cis-regulatory region sequence-specific DNA binding. The transcript has 5 exons. Gene Ontology annotation, biological process: regulation of transcription by RNA polymerase II; muscle organ development; positive regulation of myoblast differentiation. The record is from RefSeq and is a predicted model, not a curated record.
UAUAAUGAGCGUCGCAGAUGACAAGACAAACGAGUGAAACGCGGCAAAAUUAACGGAAAGUUAUACGGGAGAACAGAAAAUUUUAAAAUCGCUUGGAAAUAUUAAAAUAAAUUUUGAUGCAAAAAAAGAUCAACAAGUGAUGAAAUAGAAAAUUGAAAAAAUAAAGUUUUAAGUGCAAAUUUGCCAAUAACAAAAAAAUAAAUUUAAGAAAUAUUAAUUUAAAAUAAUAAAAAGAAAGAAAAUUAAUGGAAUAUAAAACCAAAAAUAUAUAAAAUUUUUAACAGUGUUUUUUUAACAAAAGUUUUACAAUCAUGACCAAAUAUCAAAGAAAUUUACAAUAUUUAAAUAUAUCAAAUGUUAAUAGUAAUAACAACAACAACAAUAUCAUUGAUAAUUGCAGUGAUAGUGAUGCAACAAUACUUAUACCACAAGUUACAAUUAAACAAGAAUUUAAUAAUUUAUUAGAAAAUUCUACCAAAUCAAUGCUUAACCAUCAUUUAAAUAUGCAACAACAUAACAUUGCAGUUAUUCAACACCAACAACAGCAGCAUCAACACCAACCACAGCAGCAGCAGCAACAACAAAAUCAUUACCAUUCACAUCAUCACCAACAACAACAGCAGCAGCAGCAGCAACAGUUACAAACAUUUUUAAGUCGUUUCAAUAGUGUUGCCUCAACUAACGAUUCUUUGGCUACAAACUCAUGUAAUUUCCGUAAUUUUAACGAUUCAAAUGAAUCGCAUAAUUUAACUCCUUCACCCAUUUUUACGGAUUACGAUGAGAAUAGCUUAAGUUCGGAAGAGCAUGUUUUAGCACCGUUAGUCUGUGCUAAUGCUCAAUCGUCUAGACCCUGCUUAACGUGGGCUUGCAAAGCCUGUAAAAAGAAAAGUGUUGCUGUUGAUCGACGAAAAGCGGCCACAAUGCGGGAGCGUAGACGCUUAAGAAAGGUUAACGAGGCAUUUGAAGUACUGAAACGACGCACCUCUUCAAAUCCCAAUCAACGUUUACCAAAAGUCGAAAUACUUCGUAAUGCCAUCGAAUAUAUUGAGAGUCUGGAGGAUUUGUUGCAGGAAUCAUCGCCCAUAAGAAGUAUGGAUAAUUUAACGGAUACAAUAAGUGGGAAAUCAUGUCAGCAGGAUUAUUUGAAUUCGUAUACAGGUGCGUAUAUGUUUCAUAAAUAUAAUCUACAUGAUAAUUAUGAUGCCAAUGGAUUGACAGAUUCCUAUGAUUCGUCAUCAUCACCGAAUGGUUCCAGUUUAGAUUGUCUCAAUUUGAUUGUACAAAAUAUCACCAUAUGUACAACAUCCUCGACAACACUACUAGGCGGCAAUUGUAGCAACAGUAAUAACAUCAAUAGUACACAGAAUCCGGCAUUAAAACAUCAUAGUGCAACAAAUAAUGUACAUGGAAUAUCGGCAGUCGGAACGAUAACAUCGACUACAUCAUCAUCAUCAGCAGCAUCAUCAACAUUAUCAUCAUCGGCGAAAACAACACUACCAUCGGUAUCGGUAUCAACAGCAUCAGUCAGUACAACUCAUACAUCAUUGAAUGCAACAUUUAAGCAAAAAUGUACAACAUGAAAUUUCAAAAUGUGUGUGGCAAAUAGACAGAAAUUUCGUUUUUCUGGAGGGGUUUACAUAUUUUAAUUUUUUUCAUUUUACAAAAAAAAUUAAUUUGAAUAUACAGUUUCUACCAAAAACUGAGUAAAUAUUAAAUUCAUAAAUAUUAUUAUAUGUACACUCAAUUUUGUUAGCAACUGUAGUUACAGUUAAAGAUUGUAAGAUAAAUUAUUGAGGAAGACAAACAUUAAGUAAACAAACAAAAAUUUACAUUAAUUUAAAACGGAUACAUGAUAUACCAAAGAUUUAAUAAUACUGUAUAAUUUAUUAUUUCU